Messenger RNA from Paramecium sonneborni, 377 nucleotides. The record is from the annotation of a GenBank genome assembly. Lineage: Eukaryota; Ciliophora; Oligohymenophorea; Peniculida; Parameciidae.
AUGUUCUGGGGUGUAAAAUUAUAAAAUGGGUAAACACUAACUAUAAAGGGGAAUUUGAUACUUACAAAUUUAUGUGGUUUAGGCAUAGUGAGAUUGAACAAUAUCUUGAUUGCAACGCUUACAACAUAGAAGGUUGGAAAUGCAUAUAAUAAUUCAAGCCUUAAGUUUUAAUAGAUUAUAAAAUAAAUGGAGAAUUUACAUUAUAAAGUGAAGGUGGAGAUGUAGAUGUUUGCGGUUAUUAUGCAGAGAAGGAUUAAUUAGAUGAAUAGGAAUUAUAAGAAUUAUCUAUAAAAGCAUAAUCAAUGUAAUGUGAAGAUCAAUUGAAUACUAUUUAUAAGUAGUAAUUAAGAAAUAUACAGAAAAUGUUAAAAAAAUGA